Molecule: messenger RNA, 5684 nt
Organism: Pteropus alecto (black flying fox)
Lineage: Eukaryota; Metazoa; Chordata; Mammalia; Chiroptera; Pteropodidae
Gene: ADAMTS14
Product: ADAM metallopeptidase with thrombospondin type 1 motif 14
Exons: 22
Coding region: 126-3941 (1271 amino acids)
Biological process (GO): extracellular matrix organization; proteolysis
Cellular component (GO): extracellular matrix
Molecular function (GO): metalloendopeptidase activity
Source: RefSeq, a predicted model, not a curated record
AGUUGGCACCGGGGGCGCUGGCACGUCGGCUGCUCCGCUCUCCCGCCGGCAGCCUCGGGCGCCCAGAGCCAACAGUCCAGGCGGCGGCCCGGCUCGGGGGACCUGGAGCGCGAGGGAGGGAGGCGAUGAGGCGGGGGGAGGCGGCAGAGGCCGACUGGCCGGCGUUUGGGCAGCCCCUGGAGCGCCCCAGCCUCUCCCGCAGCCCGGAGCACGGAGCUCGGGUUCCUGCCCGGCCCGCGUCCCUGCGCGGCCACAUGGCUCCGCUCCGCGCGCUGCUGUCUUGCUUGCUCCCCCUGCACUGUGCGCUCUGCGACGCCGCGGGCAGCCCGACCCCAGCAGAAAUACACUUCUCCAGAAAGUUCAGUGACUAUGGUGUGACAGUGCCGUGCAGCACAGACUUUCAGGGACACUUCCUGUCCCAUGUGGUAUCUGGCCCAGCAGCAGCCUCUGCAGGGGGUGUGGCAGUGGACAGGCCACCUGCAUCACCAUCACACUCUGGUCAUCUCCGGGUGGCUCGCAGUCCCCUUCACCCGGAAGGAGUGACCCCGCAGCCUGGCAGGGUGGGGCGCUAUACCCUCUACUUCAAUGUUACUGUUUUUGGGGAGGAGCUGCACUUGCGCCUGCAGCCCAACCAGCGGCUGGUGGUACCUGGAGCAUCAGUGGAGUGGCAGGAGGACUUUCGGGAACUCUUCCGACAGCCCUUGCAGCGAGAGUGUGUCUUCACUGGGGGUGUCACAGGCAUGCCAGGGGCAGCUGUCGCCAUCAGCAACUGUGAUGGAUUGGCGGGCCUCAUUCGUACAGACAGCACUGACUACUUCAUUGAGCCCUUGGAGUGGGGGCAGCAGGAGAAGGAGGCCAGCGGGAGAACACACGUGGUGUACCGCCGGGAAGUCCAGCAGGAGUGGACGGAGCCUGCUGGGGACCUUCACAAUGAAGCCUUUGGUUUGGGUGACCUUCCCAACCUACUGGGCCUGGUGGGGGACCAGCUGGGCGAAGUGGAGCGGAAGCGGCGACAUGCCAAGCCAGGCAGCUACAGCAUCGAGGUGCUGCUGGCGGUGGACGACUCGGUGGUACGCUUCCACGGCAAGGAGCACGUGCAGAACUACGUCCUCACCCUUAUGAACAUUGUGAAUGAGAUUUACCAUGACGAGUCCCUGGGAGCCCACAUAAACAUUGCCCUUGUCCGCUUGAUUAUGGUCGGCUACCGACAGUCCCUGAGCCUGAUUGAACGUGGGAACCCCUCUCGCAGCCUGGAGCAGGUGUGUCGCUGGGCGCACACUCAGCAGCGCCAGGACCCCGGCCAUGCAGAGCACCACGACCACGUUGUCUUCCUCACCCGGCAGGACUUUGGGCCCUCAGGUAUGCAAGGGUACGCACCUGUCACUGGCAUGUGCCAUCCCCUGAGAAGCUGUGCCCUCAACCAUGAAGAUGGCUUCUCCUCAGCCUUUGUAGUGGCCCAUGAGACGGGUCAUGUGCUCGGCAUGGAGCAUGACGGUCAGGGGAACGGCUGUGCAGAUGAGACCAGCCUGGGCAGCGUCAUGGCGCCUCUGGUGCAGGCUGCCUUCCACCGCUUCCACUGGUCCCGCUGCAGCAAGUUGGAACUCAGCCGCUACCUCCCCUCCUACAACUGCCUCCUUGACGACCCCUUUGCGCCUUCCUGGCCCCAGCCCCCAGAGCUGCCUGGCAUCGACUACUCAAUGGACGAGCAGUGCCGCUUUGACUUUGGCACUGGGUACCACACCUGCUCCACGUUCACGACCUUUGAACCCUGCAAGCAGCUGUGGUGCAGCCACCCUGAUAACCCAUACUUCUGCAAGACCAAGAAGGGGCCCCCACUGGACGGGACUGAAUGUGCACCAGGAAAGUGGUGCUUCAAAGGUCACUGCAUCUGGAAGUCACCGGAGCAGACCUACGGUCAGGAUGGAGGCUGGAGCUCCUGGACCAACUUCGGGUCAUGUUCACGGUCAUGUGGGGGCGGGGUGCGAUCCCGUAGCCGAAACUGUGACAAUCCCCUCCCAGCCUACGGAGGCCGACUGUGCUCAGGGCCCAUGAUCCAGUACCAGGUCUGCAACACUGAGGAGUGUCCGGGGCCCUACGAGGACUUCCGGACCCAGCAGUGUGCCAAGCGCAACUCCUACUACAUCCAUCAGAAUACCAAGCACAGCUGGGUCCCCUAUGAGCCUGAUGACGACACCCAGAAGUGUGAGCUGAUUUGCCAGUCAGAGGACACAGGGGACGUGGUCUUCAUGAACCAGGUGGUCCAUGAUGGGACUCGAUGCAGCUACCGGGAUCCCUACAGCAUCUGUGCCCGUGGCGAGUGUGUGCCCGUCGGCUGUGACAAGGAGGUGGGGUCCAUGAAGGCAGAUGACAAAUGCGGGGUCUGUGGCGGUGACAACUCCCACUGCAGAACUGUGAAGGGGACGCUGGGCAAGGCCUCCAAACAAGCAGGAGCUCUCAAACUGGUACAGAUCCCAGCAGGUGCCAGGCACAUCCAGAUUGAGGAGCUGGAGAAGACCUCCCACCACAUUGUGGUGAAGAACCAGGUCACAGGCAGCUUCAUCCUCAACCCCAAGGGCAAGGAAGCUACAAGCCGGACCUUUACCGCAGUGGGCCUGGAGUGGGAGUAUGCGGUGGAGGAUGCCAAGGAAAGCCUCAGGACCAGCGGGCCCCUGCCUGAAGCCAUCGCCGUCCUGGUGCUCCCCCCAGCUGAGGGAGGUCCCCGCAGCAGCCUGGCCUACAAAUAUGUCAUCCAUGAGGACCUGCUCCCCCUUAUCGGGAGCAACAAUGUACUCCUGGAGGAGACGGACACCUAUGAGUGGGCACUCAAGAGCUGGGCCCCCUGCACCAAGGCCUGUGGAGGAGGUAUCCAGUUCACUAAAUAUGGCUGUCGGCGCCGACGAGACCACCACAUGGUACAGCGGCACCUGUGUGACCACAAGAAGAGGCCUAAGCCCAUCCGUCGGCGCUGCAACCGGCACCAGUGCCCCCAGCCAGAGUGGGUGAUGGAGGAGUGGGGCACCUGCAGCCGGAGCUGUGGGAAGCUGGGGGUGCAGACUCGGGGGGUACAGUGCCUGCUUCCCCUCUCCAAUGGGACCUACAAGGCCAUGCCAGCCAAGGCCUGCUCUGAGGACCGACCCGAGGCCCGGCGGCCCUGCCUCCGAGUGCCCUGCCCAGCCCAGUGGCGGACAGGAGCCUGGUCCCAGUGCUCUGCCACCUGCGGAGAGGGCAUCCAGCAGCGGCAGGUGGUGUGCCGGACCAAUGCCAACAGUCUUGGGCAGUGCGAGGGGGACAAGCCAGACACUGUCCAGAUCUGCAGCCUGCCUGCCUGCGGAGGAAAUCUCCAGAACUCUACAGGGAGGCCUGACAUCCGGGAACUCGCGACCCCAGAGAGGCAGUGGAUACCACAUUCUGGGCCCCUGCAUCCUAUUAACAGGAUAUCAUCAAUGGAGCCCUGUGUGGGAGACAGGUCCAUCUUCUGCCAGAUGGAAGUGCUUGACCGCUACUGCUCCAUUUCCGGCUACCACCGGCUGUGCUGUGAGUCCUGUACCAAGAAGACCUCAGGCCCUGAUGCCAGCGCAGACCCCCACCUGACCUCACCACCACCCUUCUCCACUCUUGGAAGCCCCUUACCAGGACCCAAGGCCCCUCGAGAUGCUGUGGAACCUACUGUGGAGCCAACAGGCUCAGCCAAUCAUCCACAUGGCCAAGCCACACAGCUCCCAAGACCUCUGGGCACAAGGCCGCCAGUGACCCAGCGCCACUUUGCUCCCCAGAAAAUGAGUCCUGAAGCAUUCCGGGGCACUUCUGCUAGCACUGCCCAGUGGCUGCCUUGGGGCUGGAUCACCGGCACACCUGUGCCGGCUUCAGAGAAUAAAAGGCAGCUCAGGGAAGACCUGAAGCACCCUGGCACCAGCCUUCCUGCCACCUCCCUGGUGACAUGAGCCCCAUCUUGCCCAUCUCUCUAGUCAAGUUUACACUCUGUGUGCCCCAAGGCCCCUUGUCAGAGGACACACUGCAGGGCAGAGGCAAACACAGACUUCCUUUUAAAUUAUUCACCUUGUUAUUCUAGUUUGGGGCUGUUGCAUUUCACUCAUGAAGUGGGUGUGUGAGGAUGAAAAAGAUCAGGGAAAGCCUUAACCCGAGAUACCUCAGCAAGCAGCCCAGACAACCAAGAUGAACCUCUCAGGGGCUCCUGUCUGUCUCCCCUGCCAGGACUGAGGGCCAGCUAACACUCCCUCCUCACUGGGUCCCACACUUGAUCCAUUUGGCUGCCUGCCUACGCCAGAACUUGCGGGACCUCUGUAGAGGCCCUGGCCCCUCUGCCCAUAGAGGCAAAGCAGGACCAAGAAAAGUAAGGGGGGGUGGGUACCCAUAGGGCAGGUAGUCCAAGAGGAAGAGAGCUGGGGGUGAAGUGUGUGUUGAGGCUUCAGCUGCAGGGCUGGGGUGGAUGGGAGGCAACUAUCUCAGGCCCAGCUCUUCGUAGGAAGAACUCAAUGCAGCUCCUCCAGCCAAGGCCAAGGAGCAGAUCCGGCUUGUCUUCAUAAGCUGAAGAGCAGUGUUGAUGGCCACCUUUGCCCCCAAAGACAGCAUUUCCUGUUACUUCUGGGGCCUCCAGGUUACAGGUGGGUGUCCCAGCCUCACCCCAGCCCACCCAAGAAGGGGGCUCUGGAUACUCUAGAAUGAGUGUCCUCCUCAUCCAGGGAUAUCCCAACUGGUGCUAGAGCUCUGGCUGGCCCAGAAAUGGCAACUUUGUCAUCACUCCAGGGCAUGACGGGAGAGAGUCUGGAAGGGGCCUUUGUGGAACACAGAGAUGUGAAUCUUCAGGUCAUGCCCUGUCAAUCAUUGUCCCCUGCCAACGACCACUGGUGCUGGAGUCAGGGGUCUUCUUCCCCGACGUGGCUCAAGCUGGGCCAUAGAUUUGUGGUGCUGAUUCGGUGUGGGCGGGGAGGUCAGGCCUCAGGGCUGAGGACCAGAGUCCACUCUUAGCUGGGCCCUGGAGAUGACAAGGAUGUGAGCCUCUGCCCCAUGCUGGAAUGGAUAGGAGACACUGACCUACAGCACUGUGGUGCCUCGCUAACCUCCUCGUUACUUUCAAGGGCCAGUAACUUCCCUAGAACCUCUGUCUCCCUGAAAGCCACCUGAGUCCCCAAGAUCCUGCCCAGGGGUCUUCACUCUGAGUCAUGCAGAGGGUCUCCCAGACACCUCAGCAGGGGAUAGAGGUGCUUGCCAGUUCUUCCUUCCCAGGGGCGAGGGGCUGUUCUGAGCCAGGCAAAGUGAGUGGAAAAAGAGAGCCCUGGAGGGGGCUCCCAGGUGCCCUCUCCCCCGCUGUCCGCCCCUCCCUGGAUGUUGGAGCACACACUGAAUCCUUCCUGAGACCCGGCCUGCCUGUGUUAGGGGUGUAAACUCUGUGCCUUUGAGAUUCAGAUCUUUAAAUUUUUAUGUAUUUAUUAACAUUGUCCUUGAUGUUUUGUUUUGGACCCCAAAAUGUUGUGUUGUGUUUUUCUUUUCUCUGUAUUUUAGAGGACAGGGACAAUGAAGGCACAGCUGUAAUGUGCCGGGCUGGGCUGUAGCAAGAUGAUUGGGGGUGGGGACUGGACAGAGAGAGGCUUAAGGCACAAGAAGACUGGACACUCAGCCUCCCUGCCUUGGCUUCACUAGCUCUGGGACUCCUCUGAGCAUUGACU